AUGUCUAUAUUGAAGGUAUUAUAUGCUGAUGUUGGUGACGAUGUCACUCUGCCCUGUUACCUGCAUCCAAAAAAGAGUGCUGUUGCUAUGAAGAUCCGGUGGUCUAAAGAGGAAGAAUGUAUUUGCGAGUACCAGAAUGGGCAGGUGAGAGUGGGGGAGGGCUACGAGGGCAGAGUGAGUCUUUUCACCGACAAGCUGAAGGACGGAAACGUGUCUCUGAUGCUGAGGAAUGUUCAGCCCAUUCAACCGGGACUGUACAAUUGUGAAGUCACGUGUGGAACAGAGAAGGAGAAAACUUCACUUAAACUUGCAUAUCGAUUACGAGGGGGCUUUCAAUUAAGAGACGAGUCAAGCGAUGAGGAAGACGAGCCUGAAACAAGAACAAGAAAAUUAAGUGAUCCACGUGACCUUCGACCCAUAAAACCCGGAAGACGAUGGAGUAAUCCACUUGACCUUCCAAACAUGUGAAGACGGAAUUUAAGAGAAAAGAAGACAAUUACAACAAUGGACACGAGAGAGCAUUUACACAGCAAAGAGAAUCCAAUGAUUAUUAUUUUGCACGGAAUGUAACUAUGAAACUGUCUUCACUGGACCUAACUACAAACCCGAUUCCAAAAAGUUGGGACACUGUACAAAUUGUGAAUAAAAACAGAAUGAAUGA
Molecule: messenger RNA, 661 nt
Organism: Silurus meridionalis
Lineage: Eukaryota; Metazoa; Chordata; Actinopteri; Siluriformes; Siluridae
Product: butyrophilin-like protein 2
Exons: 6
Coding region: 1-468 (155 amino acids)
Source: RefSeq, a predicted model, not a curated record